Messenger RNA from Moneuplotes crassus, 1081 nucleotides. The record is from the annotation of a GenBank genome assembly. NCBI's taxonomy places the organism in Eukaryota, Ciliophora, Spirotrichea, Euplotida, Euplotidae.
GGGAGCAAUAAUAAUAUGCGAAUUAUUUUUCUGUUCAUGGUAUUGCUCAGUUUUGCUCUGGGUGAAUAUCAGGUUAAAAACGGCAAGCAAUGUUAUGAGUGCUCAGGUGGAAACAACAAGGUUUGCAGAGACCCAUUGGAUCCAAACAUUAAGCACUGUUGUGGAGAGUUUGAGUACUCCCUGAAUUGUGGAAAUUGGAAUAAUACCCAAUGUUCUGACCAGAUUGCUGAGGGAAUAUUUAUUGCCAACAGCUUGCUCUUAUGCGACACCUUCAAUGCUUGUGAGCUUGAUAAACUCUGGCCAUUAAAAGGCUACUCUAAACAUUAUGCAGGCGAAAAUUUCACUCUUUCAGAGCCCUGCAUUAUCACCCUCCAUAAUUCUGCUGAUAAAGAUGCCCAGAUUAACUUUGAGGACCUGAGAAGCAAGGGGAUUUAUGGAUAUCUUUUCUCUCAAGAAAAUUCAAAGCCAACAGAGUUCUAUAUAAGACAUUUCAUUGGAUUCAGAGAAGAUCAGGAUUCUAAUAUCACUGUUAGAGGGGAUCGUGCAUUGUAUCUUGUAAUAGAACCCUCCUCAAAAGAAAACUAUCUCAGCUUCCAAUAUACACUGAUAGAAUCUGGAGGACCAUCUAAAGUUCUUAUAAUCUGCUUGAGUCUCGGAGCUGCAUUACUUUGUGCUGGAUUUAUUGCUUUGGCUAUGUGUUUCAUUAAGAGAAGGAAGCAAAAGAAUAGACACAGAAAACUUGAUGAUGAGCAACUCCAGCAUCCAAUAGAUACAAGCGCUGAAGAGACAUAUCAUUCCAACUAUACUCCUGCUUCUCAAUACACUGGAGCUCAAUCUGAAAGAAAAUUAGAUAGUCAUGAGACAAGUUAUAGCCAAACCACUAUUCAAAAUUUGGAUGGGAAUCAGCCUCUAUUACAUGGUUCCUAUGCUGCAUACCCUUCAAAAGCUGCUCCUGUUCCUUCAGGUAGCCAUCUUUGUGAAGGUUCAGCUGGCAGAGCCUAAUCGAUUCCAAAUAGAUACUUCAACAAGAUAGCCUUAAAAGUUCUUUCUUGACAAGCUUCCAAUAAUUUCUCAUUUUUCC